AGUAAGAAAAGUCAUGGAAGGAAAGUUCCUGUUGCUCUGGAGUUCAAUCAAGACGAUCAGGCUGAAGCCGAGCAAUACAUUUGCACGUAUGAAGGAUGUGGAAAGUGCUUCAUUCGAUGCACUCAUCUGAAGAGACAUGUGAAGAGUCUGCAUUUAGACGAGAAGCCUCCUAAAUGUCCACACGAAGACUGCAAGAAGUCUUUCGGCAGGAAAGACAAUCUGAAAAAGCAUAUGGGUAGCUUCCAUUGA
Messenger RNA from Guyanagaster necrorhizus, 249 nucleotides. RefSeq lists its product as uncharacterized. Gene Ontology annotation, cellular component: chromatin; transcription regulator complex; PcG protein complex. The transcript is spliced from 3 exons. The record is from RefSeq and is a predicted model, not a curated record. Gene Ontology annotation, molecular function: RNA polymerase II cis-regulatory region sequence-specific DNA binding; DNA-binding transcription factor activity, RNA polymerase II-specific. The annotation marks the transcript as partial. NCBI's taxonomy places the organism in Eukaryota, Fungi, Basidiomycota, Agaricomycetes, Agaricales, Physalacriaceae. Gene Ontology annotation, biological process: regulation of transcription by RNA polymerase II.